GCCUAGAGUCUAGAUUUGUAUUUAUUGGUUGUAAUGUAGUAGUAUUAAUUGAAAAUGAUGAUGAUGGAGAUAACAAAGGAGAUGAUGAUGAUAAUGAUGAUGAAGAAGCAGUUGUAUUAUUUGCAUUUGAAGGUGGUGGUGAAGAGGGUGGUGGUGAAGAGGGUGGUGGUGGUGGUGGUGAAAAUAAAGGCGGUGGUGGUGGUGGUAAUGGUUUUGAAGACAAUGACAAAGAAGAAGAAGAAGAUGUUGAUGAUGAAGAAGUAGGUGGUGUAGAUGGUGAUUUUAUUGGUAUUGCAAAACUUAUUGCUUUAGCAUGUUUCAUCAAAUUUGUUGCACUUGUACUUUUCUUUGAUAAAGAUGAUAAAAUUGGAUUGGCAUGCUUAUCAUUACUUUUGUCUGAUGAUGAUAAAGAAGAUCGUGGAUCCAUAGAGAUUG
Messenger RNA from Entrophospora candida, 435 nucleotides. The record is from the annotation of a GenBank genome assembly. NCBI's taxonomy places the organism in Eukaryota, Fungi, Glomeromycota, Glomeromycetes, Entrophosporales, Entrophosporaceae.